ACGCUUUCCUUCCACUACUUCCCCUCACCUUCUCUCGCAGCCUCCGUGCUGUUCAAACAUCAGAACAGCGAUAUAUGACUGAUUAACAUCUGCUCUGCGGCAUGGCGUCGGAGUUUAUUGGCUACAAUGUCUUCGUGACGCUUAGAGCACCGCCGAAUGCAAGCGUUCAAGGAGUGGUGGCCAACGUCAUUGGUCAACGUCUGAUGCUAAGGAACGUGACUCUUUCCUGGACUGGCCAACAAUUGCCUACCUAUUCCAUCGAUGCUCCCGAUAUUGCAGAUCUCUCUCUGGGGCCUUCUAAGACGCAGACCACCUAUAUCAACCUAGAAAAGCAACCUCCACGCGAGUCAUCCGUAACUCCAACACAACAAUCGUUCGUUGAUCCGGCGAUUGUCAGCUAUGGAAAGCCGCCUUCUAAACCUUUCAGUCCGCCUGUUUUGCAGAGUCAAUCCAUCCCGAAUGUGCCGAGCGCUCAGCAGUCCCAGGCAUCCCAACAAGCUCAUUAUGGAGACGCGACGGUUUCAGCUGCCCUAACAGAGCCAUUCAGCAAUCUGGAGCUGAAUGUUGACAGCAAUGUUAAGGCUCCUAAGGUCGCGCCGCAGACGGAAGUGCCGCACGAUGCGCUGGAUGACAAUGAAGGCUUGGCGCCACUGCAAGCCGCGUCACAAUUUACGACUAAGCGAAGCCGCCGGAGUGGUCGGACAGGGCAUCCUCAAAAUGUCGCCGGCAAUGAGCACGAUGGGGCAAAUAAUACAAAUCCGAAAACCAAGGGCUGGCGCCAGACUGCAUUUGUCCAGCCGGCCGACACAUCUGAAUUUAAAACUCCACAAAAAUACAAGGAAAGUUUUCCCGAUUCUACUGGACGGCGUCGCAAGAAGAGGGGUCGUGGGUACGCUGAAGAUCCCAAUGGCUGGGCGACUGAGGACGCAACAGAUAUCCAGGAGAUGGGCGACUUCGAUUUCGAAAGCAACCUAUCCAAGUUCGAUAAAAGAAGAGUUUUUGAGGAAAUUAGAAACGACGACACUACCGCGGAUGAGGAUAGAUUGGUCAGCUUCAAUAGGAGACCAAAGCCUGGAACAAAUGGUGGGAAGAAUCUCCACUGGACAGAAAAUGUACUCGACAGCCCUCAGGAGAGUGAGCACGGCGAUUCCGAACAGGGCCGGAGCGAUGCGAAGCUCAGCGGUGGUAAUUAUUCAGGCCGCGAACUAUCCAGAGUAUCGGCACGUGCACGAGACUCUCGGAAGGGAAGCGCAAUUCUUGGACAGCCUUUGGUGCCACCGCAGAUCAAUUCAAUCGGGCGAAGCCAGCUAAGCUCAUCACGUACUACAAGCCCUCGCCCUAAUAAGACACCCGUGUCAGCGUCACCAAUGACCGGUGCCACUGGAUCGGGAGCUUCUUUGCGCCUUACAACUACCAAUCGCAGCUGCCCCACAGUUAGCCCAUUGCAAACUCUUGAAGUGGAGCAAAUUGCGGUCGCAGAGCUCGGGUUGACGGAAGACAUGAUUACCGAGAACGCUGGGAGAGACAUAGCAGAAGCUGCCGUCGGUCUCUUGUCGAAUGAUGCUGCUGCCCCCACGAUCCUUGUACUUACCGGCAACCAUCGUACUGGAGCCCGAGCCGUUUCUGCUGCGCGCCAUCUUCGUAAUCGUGGUCAUCGUGUCACCUUAUGUGUUCUGGGUCUGGAACACGAGAAUGAGCUACUUGAAAGCUGCCGCAAACAGCUUGAUGUAUUCAAGAAGAUUGGCGGGCGUGUCUUCAGAUGGGAAGACCUUUCCGCACAGCUCUCGAGCUCUGACUUUGCGCCUGAUCUGGUUGUUGAUGCACUCUUUGGUAUCCACAUCUCCUUCGAGGACCUGCGCACUGACGAUCAAGCUAUUGCUUUCGAGAUGAUCGCUUGGGUCAACCGUAGUAACCUUGAUAUUCUAUCCGUCGAUGUUCCAUCUGGCCUAUCUGCUUCCAGCGGCGAAGUGACGAUGGUCGAAGACGGCCGAGUAUGCGUCAAUUCCACAUCCGUAGUCUGUCUCGGAGCCCCUAAGACGGGAGUCGUCAAUGCCCUCCUGGCUGGAGAGGGACUUUCUUGGAAACUUUCCGUCGCAGACAUCGGCAUCCCGCAAAUCGUUUGGCGUAAGUACGGCACCCGUCGUCGGCACGGGAUCGACUUUGGGAAUCGCUGGGUGAUCACGCACUCCGAGUGGGCCUCGGAAGAUGCAUAUUCGGCCAGCGCAGGCGCUGGUGUAGGGAAAGCGAGGCGGGGAGGAGAGCACGCCGGUUUCAGACGCCUCCCAUUCAACUUCUGCUCCCUCUCACUCCAACCCUUCUCGCAUCCGGUCUGCACACCCUCGGGAACCAUAUUCGAUCUAACCAACAUUCUGCCUUGGAUUAAGAAACACGGUACAAACCCCGUGGACGGGUCGCCGCUGAAGAGUUCCGACCUUAUCAAGCUUAAUAUCGCGAAGAACGAGUCGGGCGAGUAUGUCGAUCCGGUCACGUACAAGGUCUUGACGGACAACACGCAUAUCGUCGCUUUGCGCAAUACGGGCAAUGUUUUUGCAUGGGAUACUGUCGAGCGGUUGAAUAUCAAGGGGAAGCUGUGGCGCGAUCUUGUUACGGAUGAGGAGUUCAGUCGCAAGGAUAUAAUCACGCUACAAGACCCGCAGAAUAUCGAGUCGAGGAAUCUGAGUUCAUUCAAUUAUUUGAAGGAGGGAGAGAGCGCGUUGACUGAGGAGCAAAUACGAGAACGAGAGGAUAUAUCCAAUAAUGUCAAUGUCAAUGCGCUGGGCAAUGCGGCGAAGAUCCUGAAGGCGAAGGAGGCCGUGGCGAAGGCCCGCGCCGAGAGGGCUCAGCGCGCCGAGUCGGCGGCCGGCUCGAAAGGAUUGACAAAGCCGGGUACGAGUGCUGCGGUUGCGUCGCAAAAGACCGCUUCAUACCAGGCUGGGAAACCUAUUCCGUAUAAUGCGGCGAGGCAUACUACUGGUCUGGCCGCUGCGUCGUUUACAAGCACUGGUAUGACACCGCAUACUUCGGCCGAGCUUGCACUUCUUUCAGAUGAAGAGUACAUGUUGAAACGAGGGCGAGUUAAGCAAAAAGGCUAUGCUCGAAUCUCGACUACGCUAGGCGACGUGAAUCUGGAGCUGCACACUGAGUAUGCGCCUAAAGCCGUGUGGAAUUUCAUCAAACUGGCCAAGAAGGGUUAUUACAAAGAUGUUGCUUUCCAUCGCAAUAUUAAGGGAUUCAUGAUCCAGGGUGGAGACCCUACAGGUACUGGGCGCGGAGGUGAGAGUAUCUGGGGCAAAUACUUCAACGAUGAGUUCGAGGGACCUUUGAAACACGACUCUCGAGGAACGUUAAGCAUGGCCAACAAAGGCAAAAACACCAACAGCAGUCAAUUCUUCAUCGCUUACCGCGCGCUGCCUCAUCUGAACAACAAACAUACCAUUUUCGGUCAUGUAAUAGAUGACCCAACGCCCUCAUCGACAACACUGAACAGCAUGGAAACUCACCCAGUGAAUCCUACAACCAACCGACCUACUCCUGACAUCCACAUCAAAGACGUAACAAUCUUUGUGGAUCCAUUCGAGGAGUUUUUGAAACAGAAGCAGGCAGACGAGGCGAAAGGUACCACCUCGACAGAUGACACCAAGACAUCUCAGGAGAUAGACGAUGAUCGCGUAACCUGGACUGGGAAACGAGUUCGAGGACCUGGUGCGACAGAAGCGGGAGAAAGCUCGGCCGGGGGAGUAGGGAAGUACCUCAAGGCCGCACUAGCAAGCCAGGCCAAUCAGGAGGAAGACGAGAUUGUUGAGUUUGUGGAUGAGGAGCCCGAGCCUGAGCCUGCACGGAAGAAAUUCAAGGGUGGCGGUGGCUUUGGUGAUUUUAGUUCCUGGGAUUGAUCAGGUUUCGUACUUCUAGAAGUAUGUCAGCCUUGUAUGAUGAUCGAACAUAUCUACUGCUCAAACAGAGAGCCAAACCUAUGGUGGCUAAUUUGCAUGUCAUAGGCAGCCAAGCUGCCUUGCAGACACCCC
Messenger RNA from Aspergillus novofumigatus IBT 16806, 4022 nucleotides. RefSeq names its product peptidyl-prolyl cis-trans isomerase. The coding region runs from base 102 to 3890 and encodes 1262 amino acids. Gene Ontology annotation, cellular component: P-body. NCBI's taxonomy places the organism in Eukaryota, Fungi, Ascomycota, Eurotiomycetes, Eurotiales, Aspergillaceae. Gene Ontology annotation, biological process: protein peptidyl-prolyl isomerization; protein folding; deadenylation-independent decapping of nuclear-transcribed mRNA. The record is from RefSeq and is a predicted model, not a curated record. Gene Ontology annotation, molecular function: mRNA binding; peptidyl-prolyl cis-trans isomerase activity; ubiquitin-protein transferase activity. The transcript has 5 exons.